GGGAGAUAAAGGUUUAUAAACAAGGGGUGAAUAGUUUCCUAGCUUUUAUGUUUAGACAUUCAGCAGUAGGAAACAAGAUACUAUGCCCUUGUAGGAAGUGUGUUAACUCAUUUUGGAGAGAGGCCAGUGAAGUGCGAGAACACUUGAUAUGGAGAAGCUUCAAUCUCUUUUGUGAAUCAUGGUAACAACGAUGAUGAGUCGUUUAUGAGCAUCGUACAGAAGAUGGUGCAAUAACUGAUUUGUUAAAGGAUUUAUCAUGUGGUUUAGAUGAUGGAGGGGAUAUGGAGGAUGAUGGGUCUUUUGAGCAACCUAAUGAAGACACAUCAGGCAUCCAUAAGAUAGCAAAAGACAAUAGUCAAGAAUUAUAUCUGGGUUGCCAAAACUACUCAAAGCUACGUUUCCUAGUUUGUUUGCUUCACAUCAAACUUCUUGGAGGAUGGACAGAUAGAAGUUUUGAUUUGUUGGUAGAUUUACUUGUAGAUGCACUACCUAAGGGUUCAGCACUUCCUAGAAACUUUCAUGAAGCAAAGAAAGUGGUCAAAUCUGUAGGAGUUGGGUACACUACAAUUCAUGCAUGUGAAAAUGAUUGCAUUCUAUUUUGGAAGGAGCACGAAAAAUAUUAUUCUUGCUCAGUAUGUAGUGUCUCACGUUGGAAAUUAGAAAAAAAGAGUCUAGAUGGUGUUGGGGGCCUUCGGCUUCCGAAGGUCCUCAAAAACAUGAUUUAACAAUGUUUUCCAAGUGAAAUGUGUAAGC
Messenger RNA from Zea mays, 753 nucleotides. RefSeq lists its product as uncharacterized. The transcript has a single exon. The record is from RefSeq and is marked validated. Bases 282 to 725 code for a protein of 147 amino acids. NCBI's taxonomy places the organism in Eukaryota, Viridiplantae, Streptophyta, Magnoliopsida, Poales, Poaceae.